AUGGGAUCGUUUUCCAAUGACAUGUUUGCCUUCCAAUUUUCGUACGGAGUGCAGUUCAGCAAACUUCAUAAGCUAUGGGAAGGAAAUCAGCCGCUUGGAAAUCUCAAGUGGAUGUAUUUGAAUCAUUCCAAAAACCUAAAGGAGCUACCUGAUCUCACAACUGCCACUAAACUUGAAGAAUUAUUUCUCGUUGAAUGCUCUAGUUUAGUGGAGUUCCCCUCUUCCAUUGGGAGUGCUGUUAAACUCCAAAGAUUGUAUCUUAGUGAUUGCUCAAGAUUGGUGGAGCUGCCCUCCAGUAUUGGGAAUGCCAUUAAUCUCGUAUGGUUGAAUCUCAUUGGCUGUUCAAGUCUGGUAAAACUCCCAUCAUCAAUUGGAAAUGCCACUAAUCUCCAGGGAUUAUAUCUUGAUAUGUGCACUGGUCUGGUGGAGCUACCCUCCUCUAUUGGAAACCUUCAUAAAUUGCAAACGUUGACUUUAUUAGGAUGCUCAAAGUUAGAAGCUCUUCCUACCAAUAUCAACUUGAAAUCUCUUGAUACACUUGAUCUCACUGGUUGCUUGUUGUUGAAAUUUUUUCCAGAGAUCUCCACGAACAUUAUGGAUCUUAGGCUCAUGAGAAGUGCAAUAAAAAAAGUGCCUUCGUCGAUCAAGUUGUGGUCUCGUCUUCUUGACUUGGAAAUGUCAUACAAUGAAAAUCUUAAGGAUUAUCCGCAUGCUCUAGAAAGGGUUACAGAGCUUCAUUUGAGCGAUACAAAGAUACAAAAACUUCCUUCAUGGGUUAGCAGUUUCACUCGUCUAGAUCGCCUUGUGCUCAAGGAAUGUAAGAAGGUGGUGUCACUCCCACAACUUUCAGAUUCCUUGUCAUACCUAAAAGCAGUAAAUUGUGAGUCACUAGAAAGACUCGAUUGCUCAUUUCACAAUCCAAAUAUUCGUCUAUACUUUGUUAACUGCUUCAAACUGAAUAAAGAAGCGAGGGAACUCAUCAUCCGGACAAGUACUAACCGUGUCGUCUUACCUGGUGGAGAAGUGCCCGCGCACUUCACUUACCGAACUACUAGUGGAAGUUCCUUGACAAUCAGGUUGAAUGAGAGGCAUCUUCCUACAUCCAUGAGAUUUAAGGCGUGCAUCUUGCUGUUUGAUAAAAGUGUCAAGGAGAAGAAGGUGGAAGAGGUGUAUGAUAGAAAAGCUAUGAAGGUAUCGUACCGCAUCAUGGAUCGUGGCUUCAGUUUUCCUUGCAGACCUACACACCACUAUCUGGCUCCCCCUUUAAAAGAGCACUUGUACACCUUUGAAUUUGAAGUGGACGUGACAUCCAAUGAGCUUUUCUUUGAUUUCCAAGUCGAUAGGAAUGAAGCGGUAAUAAAAGAAUGUGGGGUACAACUCCAACUCUAA
Messenger RNA from Camelina sativa (false flax), 1389 nucleotides. NCBI's taxonomy places the organism in Eukaryota, Viridiplantae, Streptophyta, Magnoliopsida, Brassicales, Brassicaceae. The record is from RefSeq and is a predicted model, not a curated record.